AUGUUCAGCGUUCUGCUGAUAUAUAGCUCUAUCUACCAUAUUCGGACCGACUAUGAUUUCCUCCUGGUCAAGUUGUUUCGUACUGACGGUGGUCUGGCCCAGGUACUGAGAGAGGUCCACCUACUGAGACUACUGAAGGACCUGAAUAAUGAAGAACUAGCAAGUGUCAGCAGCCACAUUACCAAUACAACUAAGAGAAGGAAAGUGAGCACCAGGAUUGUGAAGGAUAGUGAUCUUGGCUGGAGUGAAAUCAAGGUUGAGGAUAAACAUGUUGCGCUGCCCCUUGACACAGCGGCAGUGAUCAACUUUAGCAAGUCUUACACUGACUAUGAGAACCCGGAAUCAAAGAUCAUUGAUCAGCAAAGUGCUUCCGAUAGGUUCUUUGACUUUGUUGAGGAGAUAUGGCAGCCCGGCACCAUCUACCACAGACGCCAGAACGAGAUUAAGAAAGCGACAGGAGAACCAGCAUCCGAGUUUAACCCUCGCUUGUUUCGUACUGACUACAUAGUCAUUGGACCUACUUGCUCAGAUCUGCAACGAGACACUGUGAACAUGUUUUUGGACAGAAAACAGCCGCGCUUUAUAUCAACUGAUGCUGUGUUGCUAACCAUUACACCCAUGGAGAUUUCUGGGGUGAAAGUGAACCAAAAGCAGUUUUGUCCUCAUUAUGAACCGUACAUGUUCAUAAAGAGGCAGAGAAAUAAGCACAGCUCAGCUGAUGAUGGCGAAGGAGCUUGUUUUGUCGAAGUGGAGGAGGAGGAAGAGGGGAAGGGGCAUAGUUCUGCUACUGACGUAGAUGCCAAGGCCAGUACCACACGGCAACCUCCCACCACCGAGACCAGUCCCACACAGGACAAAACUGGCAGCACCGAGACCAGUACAUAACUGUUGCAUGCAGAAUGCAUAUACGUUCGUAAGAUGUUGUGUAAUGUAACCUGUAUGUAAAAAAUGUAUGUACUUGUAUAAGAUCUACAUGCAGUCAUGAUCAUUAUGGAAAACUGAGCAGUGUGGUAAAGGACAGUAUGCCAAGGUUGUUCAUCAUGGGAUCGAGGGCCAAGUACUGAAAAAAGAAGGA
This is a messenger RNA of Geodia barretti, 1075 nucleotides long. Lineage: Eukaryota; Metazoa; Porifera; Demospongiae; Tetractinellida; Geodiidae. The record is from the annotation of a GenBank genome assembly.